Molecule: messenger RNA, 441 nt
Organism: Durusdinium trenchii
Lineage: Eukaryota; Dinophyceae; Suessiales; Symbiodiniaceae
Source: the annotation of a GenBank genome assembly
AUGGAUGUGCCUGACCAACGUAUCAUUGAUCGACUCGCCUGCUACCGCAACGACAAGCGGGACAAGGAGCAGGUCCUCAGCAUCAUCAAGAAUAACGGCUGGGCCAUCCGCUAUGCUCCACCGCUCUUCCGGAACUCCGAGGAGGUCUGUGUGGCGGCCAUGAAGACCUAUGGUUUGGGAUUGGAGUUCCUGUCGCCCCUCAUGCGGCGCAACGAGAAGGUGGUGAAGGCGGCGUUGAGCCACUGCGGCAUGGCGUUGAUCUUCGCUCCCGAAGAGCUUCGCAGUCGACGGGACGUCGUGAAGCACGCGCUGCAGAUGCCUGGCACGAGAGUGAAUGCCGGCCUGGCGUUGGAGUUUGCACAUCCAGACCUGCAACUCGGACGUCCAAAGGAGGAGGGCCCAGAAGAUGAAGAAACUUCCUGCCAAAAUGGCCUUAGGUAA